AUGAGUGAAAAACUGGAUGAGAAAGGCGUGGACCAGUGGUCGCGUGUCGAGCAAUUUCCUGAACACUUGAAGAAGUACUGGCAUCAACGGUUCAAGAUCUGGGAAAAGUACGACCAAGGCAUAUGGAUGACUGAAGACGCAUGGUUCGGCGUGACUCCAGAACCCAUUGCCAACAAGAUCUCAGCCCACGUCGCAGAGUCUGCACCCAAGGAUAAGACCGUCAUUGUCGACGCGUUUGCGGGUGUCGGUGGUAAUGCCAUAGCAUUAGCGCGUUCAGGUCGCUGGGAACGCGUCUUCGCCAUCGAGAAAGACGCCAAGACCUUGAAGUGCGCAAAGCACAAUGCCGAGAUCUAUGGUGUGAGCAACAAGAUCUUUUGGCUCAACGCAGAUUGCUUCACUGCUAUUAACAGAUUCUCUGGGCAGAGCAAUGUUGUCGUGUUCGCUAGCCCGCCAUGGGGAGGAACUGAAUACGGUGCGGAAGAUAUUUUUGAUCUUAGUAAGAUGGAGCCAUACAACCUGGAAACACUCUACAAGAGCUUUACGAAGAUAAGCAAAGAAGUUGUUCUGUAUCUGCCGAGAACGUCCGAUCUUAAUCAGAUUGCGAGAUAUGGACAAGAUGGAAAGAAGUUGGAGGUUGCUCAUUAUACUGUGAUGGGUGCUAGUAAGGCACUUUGCGUGUAUUUUGGCAAUUUUGACUUUGAGAUGGAGCAGGAAUCAUAG
Alternaria burnsii is the source of this 720-nucleotide messenger RNA. RefSeq names its product trimethylguanosine synthase. Gene Ontology annotation, biological process: 7-methylguanosine RNA capping; 7-methylguanosine cap hypermethylation. The coding region runs from base 1 to 720 and encodes 239 amino acids. The transcript is spliced from 4 exons. The record is from RefSeq and is a predicted model, not a curated record. Gene Ontology annotation, cellular component: nucleus. Lineage: Eukaryota; Fungi; Ascomycota; Dothideomycetes; Pleosporales; Pleosporaceae. Gene Ontology annotation, molecular function: RNA cap trimethylguanosine synthase activity.